Messenger RNA from Daldinia loculata, 213 nucleotides. RefSeq lists its product as uncharacterized. Lineage: Eukaryota; Fungi; Ascomycota; Sordariomycetes; Xylariales; Hypoxylaceae. Bases 1 to 213 code for a protein of 70 amino acids. The record is from RefSeq and is a predicted model, not a curated record. The transcript has 4 exons.
AUGUCUCUAAUCAACGCUCCCAACAAGGUGCCCCAACACCAGCGAUUUUACCAGCAAGCUUACAGACAGCACAUCCGAAUCUGGAGGAUCAACCCGCGAAGCCCCUACCUACUUGUCCCUUACCAGGUCCUGAUCUGGGGCAGUUUCGGAGCCACUAUGUACAUGAUGGGACGCAAGAUUCUGGGCUACAACACAUGGUUCGACAAGAACUAG